Lactuca virosa is the source of this 399-nucleotide messenger RNA. The record is from the annotation of a GenBank genome assembly. Lineage: Eukaryota; Viridiplantae; Streptophyta; Magnoliopsida; Asterales; Asteraceae.
AUGGUGAUUCCUCCACGCUGGCAGCGGAGGCUGCGUGGUCUUCGGCGGUUUGCCGGCUCCAAACAACGUCGGCGCCAAGAGUUGAGUGUAGAAGAAGAUAGGGCGGCGAGAAAUGAGAGCAACGAUCGGUCGUCGUCGUUCCAAGCCUUGAAGGCUUCUUCUGCAGCGCUAAGCAUCACUGGUCGAAGGAUGAAAGUGGCGGUCGGACUCGACACCGACGAUGGCGAGACGGUAGAACAGGGGCAGCGGACUCCGACCACGGUUUGGAGGUUAGAUCUCGGCGGCUCGAUAUUUCCGACAAUAGCGUUGUGGAGGCAUCCGGCGGUUGGCAACCUCAACGGAGGUGGUGCGACGCCGGAGUUUGAAAGGGUGAGAGCGGCGGCUACCGGAAGUGAAUAA